Messenger RNA from Stegostoma tigrinum, 2857 nucleotides. RefSeq names its product mannosidase, alpha, class 1A, member 2 (gene man1a2). The coding region runs from base 262 to 2223 and encodes 653 amino acids. The transcript is spliced from 13 exons. The record is from RefSeq and is a predicted model, not a curated record. Gene Ontology annotation, biological process: carbohydrate metabolic process; N-glycan processing. Gene Ontology annotation, molecular function: mannosyl-oligosaccharide 1,2-alpha-mannosidase activity; calcium ion binding. Lineage: Eukaryota; Metazoa; Chordata; Chondrichthyes; Orectolobiformes; Stegostomatidae. Gene Ontology annotation, cellular component: endoplasmic reticulum; extracellular exosome; Golgi membrane.
CUCCCCCACUGGCGCGGUGGGGCGGCGCAGGCGCAAUGUUGCUGUCCCUGAGCCAGUCUGAGGGACGGUGACGGUUGGAGGCUCUGGGCCGGAUUGGAGUAGACCAGACCGUACGGUCGGAACAGAUGUUGGCAGUUCAGCCGGUUCCAUUGCUCCGCCGGACACCGUGAUAUCUAAGACGUGCGGGGUCGCUAAACACCCGAAGGCGGGUUUUUUUUUAAAGUUUGACGGCGGGUACCCGGCGGCGGUGGCAGGAGGAGGAUGUCGAGCCCCGCGCUGCUGCCGGUGUCGAGCCGUCGCUUGGCAGCUCUGAGCCCGAGCUCGCCAGUCUCCUUCUACCCGCAUCACAGAGCCACCCUGCGGCUGUCGGAGAAAUUCAUCCUCCUGCUCAUCCUCAGCGCCUUCAUCACCCUGUGUUUCGGGGCCAUCUUCUUUCUGCCCGACUCCUCCAAGCACAGGCGCUUCGACCUGGGGCUGCAGGACGUUCUCAUUCCGCAUGUGGAGCAGGGCAGGUCUGCGGGACGGGACGGCAGCGCCGGGCUACAAGGCGGCGGAGUCAUGGUGCAUGGAGGCGGGGAGGAACAUCGGCACCGACACAGAGAUGAAGAGGAGCAGCUUCGUAAAAUGAUUAGGGCAGAUCAUGAGAGGGCGCUGGAAGAGGCUAAGGAAAAACUAAAAAAAUCCAAAGAUCAGAUUCGUGCUGAAAUUCAGACAGAAAAAAACAGAGUGAUGCAAGAUAUGAAAAAAAGAGAAGGCAAACAACUGCCAGUUGUACCUAUCCCAAAACUGGUAGGAAUCAAUAAUGGGGACCCAGGUGAUCCAGACACGAGAGAGAAACAAGAGAAGAUUAAAGAGAUGAUGAAGCAUGCUUGGGACAACUACAGACAGUAUGCAUGGGGCCACAAUGAGUUAAAACCACUCUCCAGGAAGGGACAUACCACCAAUAUUUUUGGCAAUUCCCAGUUGGGUGCCACCAUUGUGGAUGCAUUAGAUACACUGUACAUCAUGGGUCUUUUUGAUGAAUUUCGAGAUGGGAAAGAAUGGAUUGAGAAGAACUUAGACUUCAGUGUGAACGCAGAGGUCUCAGUGUUUGAAGUCAAUAUCAGGUUUAUCGGAGGCUUGCUGGCUGCCUAUUAUCUUUCAGGAGAGGAGGUCUUUAAACAGAAAGCUUCACAACUUGCUGAAAAGCUGCUGCCUUCAUUUAAUACCCCCACAGGCAUCCCUUGGGCUAUGGUGAACCUGAAGAGUGGUGUUGGACGGAACUGGGGCUGGGCAUCUGCUGGGAGUAGCAUUUUGUCUGAAUUUGGGACACUGCAUUUGGAAUUUGUGCAUCUGAGCUAUCUGACAGGGGAUCCCAUCUACUACAAAAAAGUGUUGCAUAUUCGGAAGUUGUUACAGAAAAUGGACAGACCUAACGGCCUGUACCCCAACUACCUUAAUCCAAGGACAGGGCGUUGGGGUCAACAUCAUACUUCUGUGGGUGGGCUUGGAGACAGUUUUUAUGAAUACUUGCUGAAAGCUUGGCUGGUAUCUGAUAAGACUGAUACAGAAGCGAGGAAAAUGUACGAUGAUGCCAUGCAGUCUAUUGAAAAGCAUUUGAUCAGGAAGUCAAACACUGGCUUGACUUUUAUUGGGGAAUGGAAGAAUGGUCAUCUGGAGAGGAAAAUGGGCCACCUAACCUGUUUUGCUGGAGGAAUGUUUGCUUUAGGAGCAGAUGGGUCCCCAGAUGAUAAAGCAGGUCAUUAUCUGCAGCUUGGUGCAGAAAUUGCUCACACCUGCCAUCAGUCAUAUGACAGAACAGUACUAAAGUUGGGUCCUGAAGCAUUCAAAUUUGAUGGUGGAACAGAGGCAGUGGCACUGAGGCAAAAUGAGAAGUACUACAUCCUCCGUCCAGAAGUGAUAGAAACAUACUGGUACAUGUGGAGAUUCACGCAUGACCCCAAAUAUAGACAGUGGGGCUGGGAAGCAGCUCAGGCUAUCGACAAGUAUUGCAGGGUAAUUGGGGGAUUUUCAGGUGUUAAAGAUGUAUACUCUUCAUCUCCAACCUAUGAUGAUGUGCAACAAAGUUUCUUCUUGGCUGAAACAUUAAAGUAUCUGUAUCUCCUGUUUUCUAGUGAUGACCUCUUGCCCUUGGACUAUUGGGUCUUUAACACUGAAGCUCAUCCCCUUCCUGUCUUGCGUUCAAUGAAUACUACUCUCUCUGGAAAUGUGGCACUUCAGUGAAGAUUCCUGAAGAACUGGAGAUGAACUUCACUGUUGCAUCCUAGUGCUAGCAGGACAAGUGCAACAAAUCUGCUCUGAAAAUAAAGGGUCCUAUUGAAUAAGACUCGAACAAUCUGAGAUUAAGCUGUGCAGAAAAGAUGUAGACUACUGGGAUAGUACAUCUUUCAGAGCAGAAUAACAAUGAAUGUAUAAGUUUACAAUGGUGUAGUUGGCAAUCAGUACAGUACUGAAGCUGUACAAUGAUGAACUUUAUGGCAGAUAUUCAAAGAAAGCUUAACAGCACUAGGAAUAUGUAAGUAGUACUGGAUUUUGUUUUCUCCUGUACUACCCGAAGCCAUUGAGAGUCACUGGUAAGAGUGUAAUAGUCUCAGUUUUUGAAGAAACAGAGUAUCACUUUUGUGGAGAAAUCCAUACUUGGUUCUUCCUAGCAAAAACAGCAGAGCAUUCAAUUUUUGUAGGAUCAACCUUGGAAGAGUUUGCUUUUGAGGGUUUGUUCCAGUUCUGAUGUUGCAUUUGAUUACAGACAUCUUGGGAUUGUUGGAAACUUACCAGUGCAAGUGUGCUUGUGAUAUUUCUGCACUUUGCAACUUUUCUUUACCCAUAAAGAAGCCUUUGUGUUAAUAUUAAAAGAAAA